Euleptes europaea (tarantolino) is the source of this 6835-nucleotide messenger RNA. It is a transcript of the gene BRWD1, whose product is annotated as bromodomain and WD repeat domain containing 1. The coding region runs from base 472 to 6807 and encodes 2111 amino acids. The record is from RefSeq and is a predicted model, not a curated record. Gene Ontology annotation, molecular function: protein binding. NCBI's taxonomy places the organism in Eukaryota, Metazoa, Chordata, Lepidosauria, Squamata, Sphaerodactylidae. The transcript is spliced from 41 exons. Gene Ontology annotation, biological process: regulation of transcription by RNA polymerase II; regulation of cell shape; cytoskeleton organization. Gene Ontology annotation, cellular component: nucleus.
CUCGAAGAACUGUACUUCCUCAUCGCUCGCUUCUUGACCACGGGGCCUUGCAGGAGAGCGGCGGAGGCGCUGGUGCAGGAGCUGGAGCAGCACCAGUUACUUCCCACACGUUUGGAUUGGAAAGGCAAAGAGCAUUGUAGAAGUUACGAAGACUUGGUCUUAUCUAACAAACAUGUGGCUCCAGAUCACUUGCUGCAUAUCUGUAAACGGAUCGGCCCUAUACUGGAUAAGGAGAUUCCACCCAGCAUUCCGAGAGUGAACUCCUUGCUGGGUGCAGGGAAGCAGUCCUUACUGCGCACAGCAAAAGAUAGCAGAAAUGCAGUUUGGAAAAGCUCUUUUGUUGCUGCCCUUCAUAGAGGAAGACCCCCUGAAAUAGCUGUUAACUGUGUUCAACAAUCAAAUCUUGUGGAAGUAAAUUAUGCAAAACAAUUGAACGGUUGGACAAGAUCCAGUUCUUCAUUUCCAGGAAGCAUGUAUCAGCAUAUAAAGAUGCACAGGCGUAUACUUGGUCAUCUCUCUGCAGUUUAUUGUGUAGCAUUUGAUAGGACUGGACACAGAAUAUUUACUGGGUCAGAUGAUUGUUUGGUGAAGAUCUGGUCGACUCACAAUGGACGGUUAUUUGCUACACUUAGAGGACAUUCAGCAGAAAUUUCUGAUAUGGCUGUGAAUUAUGAAAACACAAUGAUUGCUGCUGGCAGUUGUGAUAAAAUUAUCAGAGUUUGGUGCCUCAGAACGUGUGCUCCAGUUGCUGUUCUACAAGGACACACAGGAUCCAUUACAUCUUUACAAUUUAGCCCAUUGGUGAAAGACUCCAUGCGAUACAUGGCCUCCACAGGUGCGGAUGGAACAAUUUGCUUCUGGCAAUGGGACACCAGUUCUAUGAAGUUCAAUAACCGGCCACUGAAGUUUAUAGAAAAGCCUAGACCUGGAGUUCAAAUGCUUUGUUCUUCAUUUAGUGUUGGUGGGAUGUUUUUAGCUACUGGCAGUACCGAUCAUGUUAUCAGAAUGUAUUACUUCGGUUCUGAAAUUCCUGAAAAAAUUGCAGAGCUGGAAAGCCAUGCGGACAAAGUUGACAGCAUUCAGUUUUCUAAUACCGACGAUAGGUUCAUAAGUGGCAGUAGAGAUGGUACAGCCAGAAUCUGGCGAUUCCAGCAAACUGAGUGGAAGAGCAUUUUGUUGGACAUGUCUGACAAAUUACCUGGUGAUUUAUGUUCAGAAGAAGAUAAAUUUAUGAAGCCCAAGGUGACCAUGAUAGCUUGGAGUCAAAAUGAUAAGUUGGUGGUUACUGCUGUGAACAAUCAUCUGCUCAAAGUAUGGAAUUCUUAUACUGGGCAGUUGCUUCAUGAUCUCACGGGUCAUACAGAUGAAGUAUUUGUUUUGGAACCUCACCCAUUUGAUUCCAAGAUCAUGCUUUCUGCAGGCCAUGAUGGCAAUAUUUUUAUUUGGGAUCUAACAAAAGGCAUCCAAAUGAAACAUUAUUUUAAUAUGAUUGAAGGACAAGGACAUGGCGCCGUAUUUGACUGCAAGUUUUCAUCAGAUGGGCAGCACUUUGCCUGUACAGAUUCUCAUGGACACCUCUUAAUAUUUGGCUUUGGUUGCAGCAAACCGUAUGAAAAGAUUCCCGAUCAGAUGUUCUUCCACACUGAUUACCGACCACUGAUUCGAGAUUCUAACAAUUAUGUCCUAGAUGAGCAGACUCAGCAGGCUCCUCAUCUCAUGCCUCCACCAUUCUUGGUUGAUGUGGAUGGAAACCCUCAUCCAACAAAGUACCAGCGGUUGGUACCGGGACGAGAGAAUUGUGCAGAUGAGCAUCUGAUUCCUCAGCUGGGAUAUGUAGCAACAAGUGAUGGAGAGGUGGUGGAGCAAGUAAUAGGUCAACAAACUGCUGAUCAGGAUGAGCAAGGUCUGGAGCCUAGCAUACUUGAUGGCAUAAUCAGACAGUUGCAACAGCAACAAGACCAAAGACAUGGCACAGAUCAAGACAUCCUUCCACAUGGGCCACAGAAUGGAGAAGAAACUCCUAGAAGAGUCUAUCGGAUGCUUAGCUCGGAUAUCCAGUCCCCACCUAAUAUUGGCUUGCGGCGUAGUGGUCAAGUUGAAGGAGUGCGCCAGAUGCAUCAGAAUGCUCCAAGGAGUCAGAUUGCCACAGAGAGAGAUCUCCAGGCAUGGAGACGGAGAGUCGUAGUUCCAGAAGUAACAUCAAGCAUAUUCAGAAAUCAGGAAGAAUACAGGAUUGCAAAAGGUGAAGAAGAGAAGUGGCUGUAUACAGCAGAACAGAAAAAGAAGUUACUCCUGUCUUCAGAAAAGAGUGACUCUGAAGAUUCACUGAUACAGUCCAAGAGGAGACUUUAUAGACGUAAAUAUGCAAGGUAUCAAGCGCGGAAUAAUAUUGAGCAGUCUGAUUCUUCUAGUGAAGAAGCCGAUGACUGUUCUGGAUUUAUAGAACAGGAAGUAGAAGUAAGUGAAGGCUUGAGUUUGACUUCUCAUGAAAAAGAAUGGGAGAGUGACAAGAGAACCAAUAGUAAUAGUUCCAGUAGUGACUCCUCAAGCAGAUAUUCUGACUGGAUUGCUGAUGCAGGGAUUAAUCUACAACCUCCUGUACGAACUUCUCGGCGCAAAGCUGUUAGAUACUGUAGUAGUUCUGAAGAUGAAGUAUCGUUGGAACUAUUAUCUCCACCAAGAAGGAGGAAAAAAAGACGGAAAAAAUACAAACCAAAAAAGCACGAGGAGGAAGCACAAGAAAAUGCUCCAGCCCAAUCAGUCAGCCUACAAUCGCCAAAUGAUUUUCACCCUCCUGAUUGGAUUACAGACACAAGACUCCGAAGAUCUCCCUUUGUCCCUCAGAUGGGUGAUGAGGUAAUAUAUUUUCGACAAGGUCAUGAAGCUUAUAUUGAAGCGGUAAGAAAAAACAAUAUCUAUGAGUUGAAUCCUCACAAGGAGCCAUGGCGAAAACUGGUUCUUAGGGAACAAGAAUUGGUAAAAAUUGUUGGGAUACAUUAUGAAGUUGGCCCUCCUACGCUGUGUUGUCUCAAGCUUACUCUUAUGGAUCAUGUUAACGGGCAGCUUCUGGAUAAAUCCUUUUCUCUCAAAUACCAUGAUAUGCCAGAUGUUAUUGACUUCCUUGUAUUACGUCAGUUCUUCAAUGAAGCACGACAAAGAAACUGGCAGCCUUAUGAUCGCUUUCGUUCAAUUAUCGACGAUGCUUGGUGGUUUGGAACUGUUUUAAGCCAAGAACCGUAUCAGCCACAAUAUCCAGACAGCCCUUUUCAGUGUUACAGUGUUAAGUGGGACAAUGGCGAAACAGAAAGACUUAGUCCAUGGGAUAUGGAACCAGUUCCUGAGAAUGUAGUUGAUCAGCCUGAAGAAUUAGGAGCUAGUGUUUCUGUGACUGCACAAGAAAUGGCAAAACUACUGUACAAACCUCAAAAAGGGGAGUGGCAGGGAAAAUCCCAAAGUGAAGAAUGUGGACGGAUUAUUUGUGGAAUUGAUCAACUUCUGACACUUGAUAUUUCAGCAGCAUUUGCCGGUCCAGUUGAUCUGAACACAUAUCCUAAGUACAGUACAGUAGUAGCUUAUCCAACAGACCUUUGGACUAUUCGGACAAGACUAGUCAACCAAUUUUACAGGAGGCUCUCUGCUCUGAUUUGGGAAGUCAGGUGUAUUGAGAGCAAUGCCAGGACUUUUAAUGAGCCCAACAGUGCCAUCACUAGAUCUGCUCAGAAGAUCACAGAUCAGCUCGUAGAAUUCAUACGGAAUCCUAACUGUACAGAUAUUUUCGAGCUGUCCAUUGCAACAAACAAUGUCGAUAGCACUGAUGCUGAUGAUCUGGAAGAUGAAGAGGCCUACAUACCAAGAACGCCUUCCAGAAAAAGAUGGGCUUUGAAGAAGACCAUGGUGAAACCUAGCUAUGAUGAAAAUAGUUGGAAGACGCAAUGUAUGGAACUUGUAAAUUUAAUCUUCCAAUGUGAGGAUUGUGAGCCAUUUAGACAACCUGUUGACCUGGAUCAGUACCCUGAUUACAGAGAGAUCAUAGACACACCAAUGGAUUUGGGCACUGUGAAAGAGACAUUAGAAGCUGGAAAUUAUGAUACUCCGAUGGAAUUGUGCAAAGAUAUCAGAUUAAUAUUUAGCAAUGCUAAAUCUUAUUCCCCAAACAAAAGGUCCAAGAUAUAUAGUAUGACAUUGAGGUUAUCUGCAUUGUUUGAAGAAAAAAUAAGAAGAAUCCUCUCUGACUUUAGAACUGGCCAAAAACACAAUGAAAGAUUGCAGAGAAGUCAGAAAUACAAUAAGAGGUGGCGAAGUCAGAGUAAAUCUGCACAAUAUUCUAUCAAAACACUCAGAAAUACAAAGCAGAAGCAAAGUAAAUCUCACUCAAGAAGUCAGUCAGAGGCAGAAGACUCUUCUAACCAACAUACGUCAAGCAGAGCGUUUUGUGUUACAAGCCAUAAAACAAACGCUAGCAGCUCCAGCCGCAGCGUUCCUGGCGUAUCUUCUGACUCUGCCUCUGCAUUGUCCUUCGGGAAAAAUGGACGAACAAGAAGUACAGCCAAAGCUCACAAUUCCACGUUGUCAUCAGAAAGUGAAUUAGAACAUUCAAUAGCUGCUUCGUCUUCAAGUAGUUCAGAGGAAAGCAAAGAAGAGCUCUCCUCUCCUAUGUUACGCAAUGGAAUAUCUGGGAAAAAGAACAACAACUUCAGAGUUACUAGAAAUAGAGUAUAUCAGCAGAAACAAAUGGAUUCUCAGGAGGCUGGAAAUCUCCAAAGAGCUAAUAGGAGAAGAUUAUAUGAAAAAGACACUGAAUGUUCAACAGAGCCUUGUGAAGCUUUGAGCAACAGACAUCGAAGGCACAGAAAAAUUCCACGCAGGAGUGCUACUGUGGCAGCUAAUAAACUAAGACUGAUGAGCGAUGUAGAAGAGGAGCACUCUAGCUCAGAAAGUACUGGUAUUGGGAGCAAAAACAGAAAACUGCCUCAUCGCAGUGCUUCUGCAGCAGCGAGAAAAGUGUUGCUAAAUGUUUCUUACAGUUCUAUACAGAGUGAAAGUGAUAAGGAAGUAAAAGAACAAUAUAGCCGAAGGAAAACCGUUGAAACUGAUUCUGGUAGCGGUGCUGUUAAAAAAAGGCAUAUUAGUGAAUCUGAAAGUGAAAGUUCAGAUUCUGAAAGCGGAAUGCAAAAAAAAUUUAAGAGCUAUCACAUUAAUGGCCAUAAGCAGCCACACAGAGCUGCCUGCUGUACACCUCCCAAAAUAAAGCCCACUGUAGAGUUUUCGGAAGAUGACUCUAAAAAUACUUCAGAAGAUGGGAGCAUUCAACGAGCUUCUGAUUGUUCUGCAUGCAAAAGUAAAUCCAGGAGCAACUCUGAGGCUGAUUCUGAAUCAGACAAAUGUAGUGGGUUACCAAAACAGACUCUUAAAAAUGCAUCGACUCGCUACAGGAAAGCAAAAGUUUUAAGUGACUCAGAGGAAACAGCAGAGUCUGUGGCAGAGGAUGAGAAAAUUACUCUUUUAGGGAGCAGAGGAACUGAAACUUUAAGACAAUUAGAUGAUGGUGCCAAGUGCUCAUCUAAUCUGGAAUCCGAAACAUAUUCUGAUAGUAGUAACUACAGCAAUGCGCCAAAAAGACAGAAAAGGAAAGCUGUCAGGAAAGAAUGUGUCAUCCAGCAGAAUGGUCAUAACAGAAAGUCUGCCAGAAAGAGACCACAUGAAAGUGAUUCUCAGAAAGAAGAGGGAGCUUCUAAAAUAAAACAUAUAUCAGCUUUUCAAGGAAUAAGGCAAAGUCCUGUAGUACUCAGGAACAGGAAAAGCUUCAAAAACUAUGUGGAAUCAAAUAGCAAACCAAUGAAUAUCAAUGUUGUGAAUGGGAAAAAAAAUCCACGCCAUAGUGCUGCUGUGGCUGCUAGUAAAAUUAAGUUAAUUAGCGAUACUAAGGAAAACAUCUCAAGUCCAGAAGGUGGAGAUGCUAAAAACACAGCCCGAAGAUAUCCAUACCGCAGUGUGUCUGCUGCAGCCAGAAAGUUGAUACUGGAUAUUCCACCUUCCCCCUCUGAAAGUGAAACAGAACUAAAAGAAUGUGAGAUUACAAGAAAAAAAAUUCGGACCAGUGCUUGCAUAGUUAGAAAAUCUGCUGGAGAAUCAAAUGUGAAACAUUUGGACUCUAAAAAAGAGCUCAUAGUAAAUCAGAAGAGCAGGCAAAGCACUAGCUCAAGACAUCAGCCUCUCAGAACUGUGGGUCGUGUUUAUCCUAAAAGAAAAAAGCUUGUAGAACCUUUGGAAGAAGGAUCAUCUAAUAGUCUUUCAUUUGCAAAUCAGAGAAACUUAAGCCGAUCAUCAUCUGCAGAUAACCAUAACAUAGCAAGCAAUUCUCUAGCAGAUUCUGAAUCUGAAAAAAAGUAUGGUGGCAAAAAUGCCAAAUGUGUAACAGAGGCUGUAACAAAAGGGCAAAAGCAAAGAAGUUCUUUGUUAAAGAUCAGGAAACCUGGAAAAAAAUCUGAACCUGAUGGCUGUUCCAAUUACUCAUCUGAUUCAGAAUCUCAAACAGAAUCUAAGGAUAUUAACAAUAGCAAGGAUAGUACAACAGAAAAGAGAAAAAGGAGAGCCGCUGAAACAGGUAAAAAUAUAAGCAACGGUAUCUCUGAACCUUCCAGAGCAAACCAGAGAAGGAAGCGGCCAAAAGUGAAUGAAGAAAAUGAUUCUGAAGAACUGGAUUACACAAAGUAUAAAAGAGUGAAUCGGCGUUCCAAAAUAAAAACUAGAAAUGGAGGUAGGAGGACUGUAAGGUAUGCAGAUGAUGAAGAUGAUUGUGAAAUGUAACCUGACAGUAAUUCUUCAGUUCAUGACG